Diaporthe amygdali is the source of this 954-nucleotide messenger RNA. Its product is annotated as L-fuculose-phosphate aldolase. Gene Ontology annotation, cellular component: cytoskeleton. The transcript has 2 exons. The record is from RefSeq and is a predicted model, not a curated record. Bases 1 to 954 code for a protein of 317 amino acids. Lineage: Eukaryota; Fungi; Ascomycota; Sordariomycetes; Diaporthales; Diaporthaceae. Gene Ontology annotation, molecular function: actin filament binding.
AUGGCACCAUCAGCAGUAUCGGAAACCGCUCCAUCGUCACCCCUUGCCGUCACCAAAUCACAGCCGGUCGAGAAAAAUGAGAAAGAAGUGACUCCUCUUGAGGCCAUCUCGCACGGAGAUGUCUUGCCUGACAUUCCUACCUUCCCAAGCUACACAGCAGAGCGAAGGCACAUCCUCAUUCACAUGGCAGCCGUCUUCAGAAACUGGUCUCGGAUGGGCUAUGCUGAGGGGCAGUCGGGGCACAUCUCCGUCCGCGACCCUGAGUUCCCCCAGAUAAUGUGGAUGAACCCUCUCUCCCGCCACUACGGCACCCUGACGGCCGGCGACAUGAUCCCGCUCGAGAUCGCCACAGGACGCGUCGUUGGAGGAAACCCAAACCCCGCAACCGGCAAAAUCACUUGCAACAAAGCCGGUUACUACAUCCACAGCGCCGUGCACAAGCGACGUCCAGAUAUCCACGCCAUAUGUCAUGCUCACACACACGCUGGGCGGGCGUGGUCCGUCUUUGCCAAGCCCCUUGAGAUGAUCACACAGGACGUUUGCAGUCUUUACAACUGCCACGCCGUCUACGCAGACUACGGUGGAAUCGUGUUCGCCUCCGACGAGGGCGAGCGAAUCGCAGAUGCGCUCGGGCAGCACAACAAGGGCGCCAUUCUCAUGAAUCACGGCCUGCUGAGUGUGGGAUAUACCGUGGACGAGGCCGGCUUCAUCUUCGGCCUGAUGGAGCGCAGCUGUGCCAUACAGCUGCAGGUCGAGGCUGCCUGCGCGAACGGACUGAAAAAGAAAUACAUUAGCGACGAGGAGGCGGCUUACAACUGCAAGAUGGCGAGCGAGAAGCACGCAAUGUACCGCGAGAUGCAGCCAGACAUAGAGCUGGAGCUCGAGGCCGCCGGUGGAGAGGAGGUGCUAGCGAAGGGGUUUGACAGCUUGAACGCGAGCAUUUCGUUGCCGUAG